This is a messenger RNA of Diversispora eburnea, 2027 nucleotides long. NCBI's taxonomy places the organism in Eukaryota, Fungi, Glomeromycota, Glomeromycetes, Diversisporales, Diversisporaceae. The record is from the annotation of a GenBank genome assembly.
AUUUAUUACUUAGAAUCCUUAGGAAUCUUCCUAUUACUUCUAUUCCAAGUUUUGCUCGAGCAUGUCGUAGAUUUAAAGUUUUAGUAUAUGAUGAUGAACUAUGGGAACAUCACUUGAAAACCAUGGGAGUACGUAUAAAAUCCGAUAAUAAAAUUGAUCUUAAGAGUAAAUCUUUAGACGAUAUUUUUAUGAAUUCAGAAAAACAAUAUUUUGAAAAAAUAGCUAAGCAAACAUUAAAAACAUUGAGUAUGAUUCCUGGUUUACCGUUAGAUCCAUUUCUUUCCCAAAAAUCAUGGAAAACAUCUACUGGAAUAGCUAAAGAUACAUUUAAAAGGAUUUAUAUAGAAUUAAUUCCAUAUUAUUUUGAGUUUAGAAAUAGAAGAAAAGAUAGUCGAUUAUUUAAAGAAUUUAUUGAUCCCACACAACAAGCUAAAAUGUUGAAAAGAUUAACAAUGUUUGGAAAAUUAAAUAUUAGUAUAGAUUCUGAUCAAAUCAAUAAUGCUCUUGUGACCACUAUUGAAUAUUUUGAAAAUUCUUCACUUCAUAAUUUUGAAUUAGCAUAUGAUGCAAAUAAUAUAAUUGAAAUGAAGAAAUGGGCUAAUAUUCUCAUAUAUUUAAAUGGAGGUGCAUCCUGUAUACAAGUAUUCAUACAAAAAAAUCGUAUAUUCUUUGAUUAUACGUUUGAUGCAUUAGACAAUUUCACUUCCACCACGUCGUCUUCUUAUUCUUAUUCUUAUGGAGGGGAAUUAACUUUUAAGCCAAUGUCCGAGUUUUUUAGUCAUGUAGAAGAUGAAUUAGUUAAACAAGCAAGUUUGAUAACUCAAAUUUUCCCACCGGAAGCAGAUGUUUUUCAUUCAUUUGCUGAACGAGUAAUUGAGGAUGUGGUUAUAGAAUACAUUUAUACCCUUUUGGAAGAAGCCCAUAACCUUGAUGUUUUCAUUUAUCUUAAAACUACCACCAUAGCACAUCUUAAUUGUAUUCACGUCGCUGAAGUAUUAUGGAAAAAUGCUAAACCGGGUUUAGAUAAAAUAAGAGCUGAAGACAUGUUAUAUCAAAUGUUUGAACCACUUAUGAAUCAAUAUUUGUCUGAAGAAUUUAUUACAGUAAAAACUUUAAGUGAGGAAGAAAUUUAUAAAUGGAAUCGAAAGUUAUUGGAUAAUACCACUUUAGAACAACAAUCAUUUCUCAAUAAUUCUAAUCGAGAAUUAUCCACUCCACGAUCGUCAUCGACAUCUUCGUCGAGAAAUUCAUCGAUAUUAAAUAAUACUCCUUUAGAUAAAAGAAAUAGUGUUACCAGUUUGCAAAGUACCACCACUACCACCACCACUAGUCCUACUACAAGUUCUUCUUCCUCCUUUCAUCGUAAAAAUAAUUCAUCUGUCGACACUCAAAUAUCAGUUUCUUCUUGGAACAUUAAAUCGGAUAAACUUCAACAAUUACUUAGUUUAGAAACAGCUUUACAAAUAAUUCACAUAAAUAAGGAUUCUAUACGUAGAAUUGGAAUAUUUGUAGGAUAUCCGGAUAAAAUGGAAACCAUCGAAAAUGUAUUUAUUUUACUUCUUCGAAUACUUGGUACAAAGCAUAUUAAGCCAGGAUUUGAUACAGCGAUUAAACACCUGGGAGACCAUAAAUCUGAUUCUGAAACAAGUUCUCAAAGUUUGGCACCUUUUGUUGAAUUUUUUGAAUUGGUUCAUAUUGCAGAUCUGAUACAACAAAUGGUGCAAGUAUAUUAUGAUGAAGAAAUGGAAAAAAAAGCAUUUGAAAAGAUAUUAGACGAAAGCGUUGCUUCUGGUUUAAAUAAAGGUAUUCAGGUGCUUAUUGAUCAUGUGGAAUAUAUAUUAGCCACAGUACAGAGACCUGAAGAUUUCAGACCACCAAUUGAUGUACCAUUAGAUUUAAAACCCACCAAAGCUUGUGUUGAAGCUGUGGAAUGUCUUUCAACACAUGUUAAAUUAGUGAUUGGUUGUUCUGAUAAACAAACAUUAGAUGUAUUUCUCCAGGAAAUUGGACUUAGAUUAUUCGGGUAA